Messenger RNA from Pyrgilauda ruficollis (rufous-necked snowfinch), 1606 nucleotides. It is a transcript of the gene IMPACT, whose product is annotated as impact RWD domain protein. The record is from RefSeq and is a predicted model, not a curated record. Gene Ontology annotation, biological process: regulation of translational initiation. The transcript is spliced from 11 exons. Gene Ontology annotation, cellular component: cytoplasm. Bases 81 to 1046 code for a protein of 321 amino acids. Gene Ontology annotation, molecular function: protein binding. NCBI's taxonomy places the organism in Eukaryota, Metazoa, Chordata, Aves, Passeriformes, Passeridae.
GGCUGCCCCUCGGCUUUUCCCUGCUUCUCUUUCCCUUCCUCCUGCUCCUUCCCUUCCUCCUCCUCCUCCCCUCGGGUCCGAUGGCGGCGGGUGACACGGAAAGGGCCCAGCAGCAGAUUGAUGAAAUUGAAGCCCUUUCAUCGAUCUAUGGUGAUGAUUGGUGUGUUGUUGAUGAAGAUGAAAAAAUCUAUUGCAUUAAAAUUAGUGACUGUCUGGAUCAACCAAAAUGGACCCUCUGUUUGCAGGUGAUUUUGCCACCAGGAUAUCCAACUGCAGAGCCACCUAUUUAUCAACUAAAUGCCCCUUGGCUUCGAGGACAAGAUUAUAAAGAACUAGCAAAUAGCUUGGAAGAAAUAUAUAUACAGAACCUUGGUGAAAGUAUACUGUAUUUGUGGGUGGAGAAGAUACGAGAAGUUCUGGUGGAAAAGGCACAGUCUUCAGAUCCAGUAGAACCAGAUAUUAAGAAAACCACUGAAGAAGUUGAUGAAGAUGAUGGAGAUGAUUUUCUCCUAGACUAUCAGCCCACUCAGGAAGAUCAAACUAAAAUGUUAAGUUAUAUGACAUCUGAAAGUCAGGAAGAUGAAGAACUGCCCCCCAUACAUCAUGGAAACCCAAUCACAGAUCGAAGGAGCACUUUCCAGGCACAUUUGGCUCCAGUGGUGACAACCAGACAAGUUAAAAGAGUUCUUGAAAAACUAUAUGAGAACAAGAAAAUUGCAAGUGCUACCCACAACAUAUAUGCUUACAGAAUAUACUGUGAAGAUAAGCAGACGUUCCUACAGGAUUGUGAAGAUGAUGGAGAGACAGCAGCAGGUGGACGUCUUCUCCAUCUUAUGCAGAUUUUGAACGUCCACAAUGUGUUGGUUGUGGUGUCCCGCUGGUAUGGAGGUAUUCUCUUGGGACCAGAUCGUUUCAAGCAUAUAAACAAUUGUGCAAGAAAUGUACUUGUAGAGUACGACUAUGUGCCAUCAACGGAAGAAUCAUCUAGACAAGCUGGAAAGAGCAAAAAGAUAAAGAAGGACAACAAAAAGAAAACAGAACACUAAUUUAUUUUUAGAAAACUUUAAAAUACUAUUUUGCACAUAUUUAUACAAAAAAAACCCUGGACCUUAUUGCUUUAUCUUUUAUGGACAUGUUGUAUUCAGAAGAGAAUUCAGUAAAGCCAUAGAUAUAUUUUCACCUUGUUUUGUGAUUUCUUCUGCUGUUCUGAAGUAGAGCUUAGACACAAAUUUUCUGUUUUCUGUUUCUUACACAUGUGAGCUCCUUGUUAUGAGGACAUGUGUAAGAAACAGAAAUGUCCUGCAGCAUCUGGAGCCAUUGCUCCAUCCCACCCCUUCCCACCAAACAACAGCUGACUUAUUGAUUUCUCUUCUUCUCUGUUCCUGGAGUCAAAUACAUGUCUUGUAUUAGUAAUUGAAUUCUGUAGUUUGUUGUACUGAGAGUGGGGCUAGAGUCAUUCAUACACCAGGUCACUUAGAGAGUUUUGGAUACUCCUUUGUGAAAGGAAAGCAUGGGGCUGAGUGUGGUGUUUGGAGUGCCUGAUCCUGCCUGUGCAGCUCCUGACCAGGUGCUGGACAGGGGCUGCUUGGUGACAUAUGGAAGACUG